GCCAUAACUCCUCAUUCCAACACUUACUUCCAUUGCCGCAAAUAAUGUUCAAAGACCCCAAACAAUGAUGAUGAUCGGAGAACUCUCUCAUCACCGUUCGAAUCCCACCGUUCAAAUCCCUCAGUGGGACCCAUACGAAGAGCAAACAACGACGUCUCCCUCGCUGUCCCCAAUCCCGACUUCUCCAUUUACCAACUUCAACGCCCUCGAUUCCCUAACGUCUCUCCACCGUUACCUUCCGUCAAACGAGCCAGACCCUUCUUUUGAAGACGAACUAGAUUUACCAGUGGACGCGUUCUCAUGCGAUCACUUCCGUAUGUACGAGUUCAAAGUGAAAAGGUGUGCACGUGGCCGGUCACAUGACUGGACUGAGUGUCCGUAUGCGCAUCCUGGAGAGAAAGCGCGGCGCAGGGACCCAAGAAGGUAUCAUUACUCUGGAACGGCCUGCCCGGAGUUUCGGAAAGGUGGCUGUAAGAAAGGCGAUGCUUGUGAGUUUGCUCACGGUGUCUUUGAGUGCUGGCUCCAUCCGGCCCGUUACCGCACUCAGCCGUGUAAGGAUGGACCUGCUUGUCGCCGCAGGGUUUGCUUUUUCGCUCACACUCCGGAACAGCUCAGACUCCUUCCUCAGCAGAGUCCUAAGGGAAAUGGAUCCGGGUCUGGACUCGGGUCGGGGGAAUAUGAUUUUGGGUCCCCGGUUAUACAUCCGUUUGACUCCUAUAUGACUAAAGCUGGGAUUUUUGUUUCAUCUCCGACUUCGAUUUUGACUUCACCGCCAGUUUCUCCACCAUCUGACUCGCCACCAAUGUCUCCAGUUAGUCCACAGGUGAUUGGCGGCUCUGGACCCGGAUCCUUAAAUUCCAUGAGUGCGCUUCUUGCUUCGAUGCGGGGACUGCAGGUUGGGAAGGCGAAAAUGGGAUCUCCUGUUGGUUCCUGGGGAGUCCAAUCCGGACUUAGAUUCGGGUCCCCGCGUGGGUCGUCACUGCGACCCGGUUUCUGUAGCCUGCCUUCAACUCCUACAAGAACAAUGGCAAGUCGGUCCGGACUUGGUCAGUUGGAUAUCUGGGGCGAUGGGGUCACUUGUGAGGAAGAGCCUGCAAUGGAGCGGGUGGAGUCUGGGAGAGAUUUGAGGGCAAAGAUAUAUGCCAAGCUUAGUAAAGAGAACUCGGUGGACCGUGAUCGAGUUGACUCGGGUGUUUCGGGUCCAGAUGUUGGGUGGGUUUCUGAGCUGGUAAAGUGAAAUUAAGGGAGGAUGAAGUUUCCGAUUUUUUUGAUUAUUCUGACUUUUGUGAAUAUGAAGAUGGUGAUUUGGUGUGUAAAUAUGAUGCUGUAGAGGGGCCGAGAGAGAUACCAAUAGUCUCUCCGUUUUUGUGGCAUUUUGGGAGGAGAAAAAAAAAGAUGCAAGCCUUUUCUUGUAAAGCAAUAAAUGAAGUAUUUCUUAGGGUUCUGCCGGAGAAUGGGUGGUGGUUUGUUCAUCAAACUUGUUAAAGAUUUGUACUUUGAAUGAUCAUUUUGUCUAAUUUUAUCGGAUAUAAUUACAUCUUUGUAAGUUACCUUAUGUUUAUUAUUCUAAUCAAUGUAAUGUUAUAUUUCAAGUUGAA
This is a messenger RNA of Populus nigra (black poplar), 1598 nucleotides long. RefSeq names its product zinc finger CCCH domain-containing protein 20-like. The transcript has a single exon. Lineage: Eukaryota; Viridiplantae; Streptophyta; Magnoliopsida; Malpighiales; Salicaceae. Gene Ontology annotation, molecular function: metal ion binding. The record is from RefSeq and is a predicted model, not a curated record. Bases 65 to 1237 code for a protein of 390 amino acids.